UAAGUAGACCUAAUUACUUUUUCUUAAUCAGAUUAUUCACAUUUACGUAUGUUGCAUACAUCUUUAAUGUAGGUGACUAAGUCUGUGGUUUAGUUUUAACGUCUCUUCAUCGACCAAAAGGUUGAAAUUUAAUGUGGUUGAAGUAUUCAUUUUGCAGAGAUGUCAGGUCUGUUUUUGAGAAAAAGAUGGCUGCCAACUCAACUUCUACUGCUCUGGAUGCUGACCAAUAUCUCUGAGUCGAAACUGUUUUUCUCUGCUCCAAAUGUUGUUACACUUGUGAAGAAUUCAAACGCAAAUAUCACCAUAACUUCAAGUUCCCCUGUCAACCAGUCGGCUGUGAUUGAGUUUGAUGUAGCAUACAGCUCCAAACCGAACUACACGUCCAUAAUUACACUUCCUGAGCAGGUGUUGCUACCAGCAGAGGCAGCCUCAGUCACCUUCAAUGUGACUUCCCAUGAUGUUGGUCAGGUGACUGCACACCUACAGAGCAAUGACACAGACUUCAACAGUUCAUCCAUCAGGAUCCGUUUUAUGGUUGUCCGUAGCAACAUCCUCUCUGGAAUCAGUCAGGUCAUCGGCUGGAUUUACUUUAUCGCCUGGUCAGUGUCUUUCUAUCCACAGGCCUGGGAAAACUGGAGGAGGAAAAGUGUUGUGGGACUCAACUUUGAUUUCCUGGCUCUCAACCUAACUGGCUUUACAGCUUACAGUGUCUUCAACAUAGGGCUGUUCUGGAUUCCUUAUACAAAGGAAGAGUUUCUGAAAGAGAAUCCAAAUGGAAUUAACCCUGUUGAUGCCAACGACGUCUUCUUCAGUCUCCAUGCUGUGCUGCUCUGUUUGAUCUACGCUAUCCAGGCUGCUGUAUAUGAGAGGGGCAAUCAAAAGUUGUCUUGGACAGCCUUGGUUUUGUUGCUAAUAGCCUGGAUUUUUGCCUUGGUUAGCUUGUUUCUUGCUGUAGCCAAAGAGAUCACCUGGCUGGAAUACCUCUACUACUUCUCCUACAUUAAACUAGGAGUCACUCUGACCAAAUAUGUACCGCAGGCAGUCAUGAACUACAGAAGACAAAGCACUGAGGGUUGGAGUAUUGGCAAUGUACUGCUGGACUUCACAGGUGGAGUCUUCAGUAUUCUUCAGAUGAUCUUACAGUCUUAUAACAAUGAUGAGUGGAGGCUGAUAUUUGGCGAUCCUACAAAGUUUGGCCUUGGUCUGUUCUCUGUGGUGUUUGACAUCCUCUUUAUGACUCAGCACUACUGCCUCUACAGACAGCCACCACAGUAUGAAGCUAUAAGAGACCAAGAAACCUGAAGCUGAACUCAUGCUGUUUUGAUGGACUGCCUAAGCAAGAUCACAAGGGAGCACAUAUUUGAUUUAUAUAAGCACAUCUGAUCCACCAACAAUUGAUUGAAGCAGUUGGCCAUCAUGAUACGCUGCCUUUUUUCUCCAGCACAGUUAUAAAAAAGUGUGCCUUCUUUCUUAGAUGUCUCAAAAUCUGCACUUUAUGAUGAUGCCAGUUCAAACACUUUUUAUUAAAUGGAAUAUCAUAGCUACAAUCUAAGCAUUUUUUCAACAAUACAAUUUCAGGGACUUAUUAGUAGAUUGGCAAACAAAAAAUAUUAACUUAUAUUGGCUCUGUACAAAUUGGUGUUUGUGUGUUGUGUAACAAAACAUUUAAGUCCAAACUCUAUGUUCUUUAUAUUUUGCUGUCUCUGCCUGAGUCUUCUCUUGUUAAAAAAGUGGCAACCUCCUACAGCAAAUGAACAGAUAAAACUGAGAUACAAGGUAUUUUUUCACAACUUUAACACCUCCUUACUGUAUUUUGAUAUUUACAAAAACUGUGAAUCGAGAAAUGAAAGCUUCUCUAGAAGGGACAGCUUUUCACAUCUCUGGAAAUUAUGAUCAAAAUAUCACUAGGUUUGGACUGGAUGUUCACAGAUGGUUAUGUAUGUAAAUAAAGCACUGUUUCCACCAA
Cheilinus undulatus (humphead wrasse) is the source of this 1966-nucleotide messenger RNA. It is a transcript of the gene ctns, whose product is annotated as cystinosin, lysosomal cystine transporter. Gene Ontology annotation, molecular function: L-cystine transmembrane transporter activity. The transcript is spliced from 11 exons. NCBI's taxonomy places the organism in Eukaryota, Metazoa, Chordata, Actinopteri, Labriformes, Labridae. Gene Ontology annotation, cellular component: lysosomal membrane. Gene Ontology annotation, biological process: L-cystine transport. The coding region runs from base 160 to 1302 and encodes 380 amino acids. The record is from RefSeq and is a predicted model, not a curated record.